AUGAAGAGAUCAGCUCAGACUAUCGAAACAUCUACCAAGAGAAGAGCUCUCCAGCCAGUUUCCAAUAACCAGUUGGCUACUCCACCUACAACGCCAGAGAAGAAGUCUGUGGUGGACUUGAGCCAUACUUUGACGAAAAAGGGCGUUAAGAAACUCAAUUUCGUCGAAUCCGUAUACACCAAGGCCAAGGGCGUGUUCCAAAGAGGCGCCAGUAAUGAUUCCUUUGACUACUUAGUGGGAAGAGAAGCUGAGGCUGGCCAGUUCACACAGUUCCUUAAGUCUAGCAUAACCGAGAAGAAGUGCAACAGUUUGUACAUUUCAGGACCUCCAGGUACGGGAAAGACAGCACAGGUGAACCUUUCGCUAGAUAAGUUGACGGGAGCUUCGAAACAUGUGUAUGAUCUUUACUCACGCAAAGUGCAAGUCUUGAGGAUUAACUGUAUGACUGUGGGUAAAGCGGAUAACGUGUUUCACGAGAUCUACUGUCACGUCACUGGUCAGAACCAUGGCAGAAAGAAGUCCUUUGAUGAUGUCUACUCUUACUUGACCAGUAAUCAAGACGUGGAUUCUUUGGUGGUUGUGCUUGAUGAGAUGGAUUAUCUUAUUACCAAGGACCAGCAGGUAUUGUUCCAGCUUUUUCAGUGUGCUUCCACACUCAAAAGUCUGGUCUUCUCGACCAAGUUGGUGCUCAUUGGUAUUUCCAACGCGUUGGACCUCACAGAUAAGUUCCUUCCUAGGCUCAGGUCUAAUGGUUACACGCCAGACGCGCUUCAGUUCUUGCCAUACACCAGUGAACAAAUCAAAAAUGUCAUUACUGAAAAACUCAGAUCUUUGGUAGACGACAAAGAAAACACAGGAACCUCUCUGGUUCCAAUGAUGCAUCCAGUGGCUAUUCAGCUUUGCUGCAAGAAAUGUGCAGCAGUCACUGGCGAUCUUAGAAAAGCAUUCGAUAUAUGCUACAAAAGCAUUGAGAUGGUGGAGAGACAGACCAAGGAGAAAAUGUCUUUGGACGACUUGACUUUUGAGUCUGCUCCAAAAGUCCUCAUUGGUGAUGUUGCUAGAGUCUGUACGGCUACGUUUGGCGACAGCUCGCUGACUAAAAUUCAGUCACUCAACCUUCUCCAAAAGGCAGUUCUUUGUUGCCUUUUCAAACUUGACAGGGACACCUCCAUGACUUUGACAGUCAAUAAGCUCUUCGACUUUUACACCAAACACACAGCACAGGUGGCUGAAAAUAUGUUGGGUACGUUGAAGAAGGGGGAGUUCUUGGAAAUUAUUUCUGCAUUGGAAUCAUCAUCGGUGAUCCUCUUGGCUUCUGCUUCUAAGACAUGCACGGGGUUCGUGGAUGUGGGAAGUAAGAGCAUUCGUCCUAACGUUCUGUUGGACGAUAUCACCAAAGCCAUUAAAGAAGUGGGUCUCUUAAAGAGACUCUUUUACUGA
Messenger RNA from Candidozyma haemuli, 1440 nucleotides. It is a transcript of the gene CDC6, whose product is annotated as AAA family ATPase. Gene Ontology annotation, molecular function: ATP hydrolysis activity; DNA replication origin binding. Gene Ontology annotation, biological process: cell division; DNA replication initiation; mitotic DNA replication checkpoint signaling. The record is from RefSeq and is a predicted model, not a curated record. Lineage: Eukaryota; Fungi; Ascomycota; Pichiomycetes; Serinales; Metschnikowiaceae. The transcript has a single exon. Gene Ontology annotation, cellular component: nucleus. Bases 1 to 1440 code for a protein of 479 amino acids.